AGCCUGAUGUGUCAGGGGUCCGCCCGGCCCCAUAUCGAUUGUAGUGACUGCCAUGGAGGAGCGCAGCAUCGCGGCAGUUGUAGCAGCAGCACGCGCGAUGACAGGCAAACCUGCCAGGGCUUCGGAUCAUGACUUGGUGGAAUGGUUCAAAGAGCAGGAGGUCUCCUCCGAACAGGAUUUCUUGAAGUUGUCAGAAAGUGCGUGGUCCUUUGUGAAGCAUGCUCCCGGGGCUUCAUUGGUUCUACUUGAUGCACUUGAUCACCUCCGUCAAACUCGACCAAAGGAGAAACUAACUGACAAGAAUAGUGAAGGUCCCAUUCUUCCAGGAUCCAAAAGUGUGGUCGAGAUGGAAGUCCAUGGCUUUAUUGGUAUCAUUACAAUGUGCAACGAAAGCAAACGAAAUGCACUCAGCCAGAGGGUGUGCGACGAACUCAGCGCGUUGCUCGAUCGCUGUUGCGCUGCUGGUGUGCGUGUCGUCAUUUUGAGAUCAUCGCCCGGUGUGAAAGUCUGGAGUUCAGGCCAUGACGUUCGAGAUUUUAAAAGGGUUGAUGGGUCAAAUGCCCAAAGUUUCGGCAAAAGCAAAUUUCAGGACCCUCUCUCUUGCGAAGACUCCUUUGUGAAGCUACUUGAUCGGAUUCGGAACUUGCCUGUGCCAGUCAUCGGGUCCAUCGAGGGCACGGUUUGGGGUGGUGCAACGGACAUUUGUGCUUGCUGUGACGUCCUCAUUGCAACCCCUCAGACUUCUUUCGCAAUUACUCCCGCCAAAAUCGGGCUGCCCUACAAUCACUCUGGCAUGUCUCAUUUCAUCCAGGUCAUGCCUCUGCACAUUGUCAAGUGGAUGUUCUUCUCAGGGGAACCCAUUUCUGCUGAUCAAGCCCUCCAGAUUGGUUUUGUUAAUGACAUCGUUCCCAUGGAACGCUUAGAGAAGAGGACACAAGAGAUGGCGGACAUUAUUGCAUCGCGUGCACCCUUGGUGGUGCAUCUGCUGAAGAGGCAGCUUCUUUGCAUGAGCCCCCAGCCGUCGCUCACACCUGAGGUGUUCGAGGAGCUUCAUGAAAAGCGCAAGAAGACCUGGUCCAGUAACGACAUGGAGGAAGGUGUGCAAGCGUUCUUCUCCAAGCGUCCGCCUCACUUUCGGGGAAACUGAGGACGCCCAGCUUUGUCAUUUCUUUUCCAUUCACAGCCCUCUAAAGGUGAGGGCCAUGUUCACGUUGUUCAGGUGCCUCGCUUAAGUGCCUGGCACAUGUUUCAGAAUGUUUCAUCUCUUCAAGCCGCUCAGAAAGCUUGGAC
Messenger RNA from Durusdinium trenchii, 1290 nucleotides. The record is from the annotation of a GenBank genome assembly. Lineage: Eukaryota; Dinophyceae; Suessiales; Symbiodiniaceae.